This is a messenger RNA of Brassica napus (rape), 612 nucleotides long. Its product is annotated as glutathione S-transferase T2-like. The record is from RefSeq and is a predicted model, not a curated record. Bases 1 to 612 code for a protein of 203 amino acids. The transcript is spliced from 2 exons. Lineage: Eukaryota; Viridiplantae; Streptophyta; Magnoliopsida; Brassicales; Brassicaceae.
AUGAAUCCGUAUAGCCAGUCCUCUGGUUAUAUGGGCCUUCUUCACAGUCAACAGAAAAGUGUUCUCCAUGAAAAUUCUCCUUAUGAGAGUUUUCAUUCUCGAUCUUCAGAAAUCCCUCAAUUCAGUUCUCAACAAUGUGAGGCUCAAACUCCACCUACAGACAUACCCGUGGAGCGUGGGAAGAGACACAAAUGGAUCCCAGCGGAUGACGAGCUUCUAAUCAGUCCCUGGGAACAUCUCCAUUAUAAGCAGAGGUGGCACAAGAUCAAUGAUCAAACUAACAAGUUUUGUGGUGCAUAUGCGGCUGCAAAGAGGCAAAUUAGUAGUGGUCAGAAUGAUAACGAUGUUCUGAAGGUGGCCCAUGACAUCUUCUACUCUGAUCAGGAAUCGAAAUUUACACUUGAGCAUGCUUGGUGUGUGUUGAGGCAUGAACAGAAAUGGCUUAGCCUCAACACCACCAAAGCUUGUGGAAGUUCAAAGAGGAAAAGCGGUUCCCAACUGUCUUCCACCAGUGUUACUGACCAUGAGAUCCGGCCUGAAGGUGUCAAGGCUGCAAAAGCUAAAAGGAGUAAUGGUCAGGGGAAGUCGGUUGCUGAUUAUACAAGCGUUUAG